Messenger RNA from Effrenium voratum, 657 nucleotides. The record is from the annotation of a GenBank genome assembly. NCBI's taxonomy places the organism in Eukaryota, Dinophyceae, Suessiales, Symbiodiniaceae.
AUGCCUUACAAGACCCUGUUGUUCGAUCUUGAUGGUACACUCACAGACCCAUUUGACGGCAUUACACGGUCCAUCCAGUACGCACUGGAAAAAAUGGACGCGCCUGUGCCCGAGGCAAAGGAUCUUCACUGGUGUAUUGGCCCUCCGCUCUGGGAGAGUUUCGAGGUUUUGCUGAACACGGGUGAUCGCUCGGUGCAGGAUAGAGCGGUUGCUUACUACCGGGAGCGGUAUACGGUUUCGGGGCUUUACGAAAACACGCUUAUCGACGGGAUUACCAACCUGCUCGAGGCGUUGCGAAAGGCCGGUCUUGAUCUCCACGUGUGUACCUCGAAGCCGCAUGCCUAUGCGGGAAAAAUUGUCGAACAUUUCGACAUGAUGCCGCAUUUCGGCAAGGUCUACGGUUCCGAAUUGAGCGGACACCGGUCCGCCAAGGCAGACCUUAUCGCCCAUAUUCUGGAAGAAGAGGGACUAUCUGCCGCGCAAACGUUGAUGAUCGGUGAUCGAAAGCAUGACCUUAUCGGGGCAAAUGCGAACGGCGUUGCCGGGAUCGGUGUUCUCUGGGGCUAUGGAAGUCGUGAGGAACUGGAAGGGGAAGGGCCGGUUCUGGUCGCGGCAAAGCCCUCCGAAAUCCUGCAACACGUGCAGAAAGCGGCUUGA